Molecule: messenger RNA, 4815 nt
Organism: Heteronotia binoei (common prickly gecko)
Lineage: Eukaryota; Metazoa; Chordata; Lepidosauria; Squamata; Gekkonidae
Gene: SNTB1
Product: syntrophin beta 1
Exons: 7
Coding region: 44-1717 (557 amino acids)
Cellular component (GO): intracellular anatomical structure; synapse; dystrophin-associated glycoprotein complex
Molecular function (GO): protein binding; structural molecule activity
Source: RefSeq, a predicted model, not a curated record
UCGCCCCACACAAUCACAUGGCGUUUUAAGAAAUGCUCCAAAGAUGGCGGUAGCGGCGGCCGGAGGGGGAGGCGGCGUCGGCGGGCGGCUGCUCCGGAGCGGCGCGCUGGAAGUUUUGGUGCGCGACCGGUGGCACCGAGUGCUGGUCAACUUGAGCGACGAGGCGCUGGUGCUGAGCAGCGAGGAGGGGCCCGCUUACAACGGCCUCGGGGCAGCCGGCGGCAACGCCAAUGGGACCUUUUGCGCCCGAGGGGCAGCCGCGACGGUGCCCCUCGGGGGCGCCGCCGCUGGCAACCUUGCCGGCCCCGGGUCUCCCGAAUCCCCGCCCGGGGGCAGCGGCGGCAGCCCUCAACCGGGGCUGGGCGGCGGAGUGCGCACGGCUUUCACCGACCUGCCCGAGCAAGUCCCCGAAGCCAUCUCCAACAAGAAGCGGUGCGUCAAGGUGCUGAAGCAAGAGAUGGGCGGCUUGGGCAUCAGCAUCAAGGGGGGCAAGGAGAACAAGAUGCCCAUCCUCAUCAGCAAGAUCUUCAAGGGGCUGGCGGCCGACCAGACCCAGGCGCUCUACGUCGGGGAUGCCAUCCUGGCCGUCAACGGGACAGACCUGCGGGACGCCACCCACGAUGAAGCCGUGCAGGCGCUCAAGAGGGCGGGCAAGGAAGUCCUGCUGGAAGUAAAAUACAUGCGAGAAGCCACCCCUUACGUGAAGAAGGGUUCUCCGGUUUCAGAAAUCGGGUGGGAGACUCCCCCACCAGAAUCCCCCCGGUUGGGAAAUGCGUCCAGCGAUCCCCUCUCGCAGCUUUCACUCUCCAUCCACAGAGACAAGAAAACGAUCCCGCUCAAAAUGUGUUAUGUUACACGGAACAUGGCUGCCUCUGAUCUGGAAAACAGGCUUGUUGAAAUUCAUUCCCCGGAUGCCAAGCACACUCUUGUCUUAAGGAGUAAAGAUUCUGCCACCGCCCAAGCCUGGUUCAACGCUAUCCACUCCUGUGUCAGUGACCUCAUUCCUAAGGUCAUCUCAGAGGUCAGAGAUCAGCUGGGUAAAACAGGGAUUGCGGGAGGCCGAGAGAUCAGGCAUCUUGGUUGGCUCGCAGAAAAGGUGCUGGGGGAGAACGAGAAGCACUGGAAACCUGUCCUGGUCGUCCUGACUGAGAAGGAUCUUUUGAUGUAUGAGAACAUGCCACGAAUCAAGGAGGCCUGGUUCAGCCCUCUGCAUUCCUAUCCUCUGCUGGCCACCAGGUUAGUGCAUUCAGGUCCGGGGAAGAGCUCUCCGCAGCCUGGGAUAGAUGUCUCCUUCGCCACUCGCACUGGAACGCGGCAAGGGAUCGAGAACCAUCUCUUUAGGACGGAGACCAGCAGGGACCUUUCCUUGUGGACCCGCAGCAUAGUUCAGGGCUGCCACAAUGCAGCGGAGCUUACAGCAGAAAUCACAACCGCUUGUACCUACAAGAACCAAGAGUGCCGUUUGACCAUCCAUUAUGACCAUGGAUUCUCUCUUGCAACUGAACCCCAAGACGGUGCCUUUUCCAAAACAAUUGUACAGUUUCCUUACGAGAAGCUAAAAAUGUCCUCAGACGAUGGGAUUCGGAUGCUUUAUCUAGACUUCGGAGGAAAGGAAGGCGAAAUUCAACUGGAUCUUCACUCUUGUCCAAAGCCAAUUGUGUUCAUCAUCCAUUCCUUCCUUUCAGCCAAGAUUACAAGACUUGGGCUGGUAGCGUAAACUCUGUCCACAGAGGGUGUUUUUGCACAGAAAAACAGGAACAAAGAGCUGCCAGGCUAAUCUGAAUUGCAAGAGACGGUCCAGCCACAGGCAUAGCUGCAAGCGACAUCCGUAACUGUUUCGUGCAGGGACUCUGGCCGUGUGGGGACUGUGAGCCCCUGUGCUUGGAUCAGUCACAAUAACAAAAAUGCAGAAGGAAUAAGGACAAUCAAGGAAACCAGAGAGAGCAAGAACAUUCGCUUCAGCUAACACUGAUUUGCAAAAGGGGGGGGUUGCAAUGUGAGGGACACAACAUAGGUCACUAUAAAUAAUGGCAGAGUAUUGAAGGAGUAAUUGCAUAAGACUACAUAGAAGUAUUUCAGCCGCAAGUAAGCCUUGGGUGCAUUCUAAAAUGCAGUCUUUAUAGUGAGUGAAGGAAACAGCUCAGAUAUUCUUAUUCAGAUAGUCACAUAUCUGGCUGGCAGCCUGUACGAACAAAUGGUGUGUCAUAAAACACACCUGAGACUCCUCUGCAACAUGUAGAGCUUCUGUGGCACAUAAAGGGAUGAACCCAGAGUUCUUUUGAGAGUAGGAAGGUUUGAAAACCACUACAGUGAGCACGGGCUAAGAGAUAAUGUACUAGGCGUUUGCUUGCAUUGGAUCUGACCAGUGAAAUUGUAAGACACUCAGCUUUUCCGCUGAGUCACCUUGCAGUUUUGAUAAAAUUCCAGAAGAGAACAAAUUUCUCCUACUGAUAUACCAGGUGUAAAUAGUUAGCUGUCUAGGCGAGAAUGGCUUUAAAAGCCCAAGGUGUUCAUGUUCCCCGCAGUGAUCCAUUAAUGCCCUGGUAUCACUGCAUAAUUUGGGGUUGGAUGGGGACAGCCAGAGCCUGCUGCAACAGCAAGGUAAGUAUCCCCAAGCCAGACACCCACCAAUGGUAUACUCAAAGAAUGUGGGACAGGGUGACUCAAGUGUCCUUACUUAGGACAAAAGGUUAUGCAAGCCCCUCCCUAACAAUUGGCUUCAGAAGCUGCUGUGUUCAUCCUGCUGGUAAUUUUUAUUUUAAACCCUGCUUUUAAAAAAAAAUGGCUUUGGCUUUAUACAGCAAAUAAUUUCUGUAAUAAAUUCUGAGCAGCAUGAUGCAGUGCUAACCUUUUUAGUAGAACUACAUGGAAAGCAGUAAGAAGAAAAAUCUAUAAAGCCCUUCUUGGCAUUUGAUUUGCAUUGACGGGCCAUGUUCUGAACCAAACAUAGGCUGAAGGGCCAGUUAAACUACCCCUGUUGGCUGGCUGCCACAUGAGAGACCUUCCUCCCCAGCACGGAUAGCUGCUGAAACAAGGGCAAAGCUCGCCCUUACUGGGUGUCCUGACCUACACACAGGUUUGGGCAGUUAAGGUGGAUAGCUUGGACAGGACCUCUGUUUCGGUUUACACGCUUUGGUGGAGGUGGGAUCUCAGUGGUUGAGGUUCACAGAGCAGGUGAAAAGGGCCAGGGGCCAGAUUUAGCUAGCAUUAUCUUUCCCUAUCAUUAAGUGUCAUUUUAAGAUGGUGUACAGUAUGGAAGCAAUACUGCUUGGAAGACUUUGAAUGCGCCAACGCUUACCUGUUUUAAAAAAAGCAGGCAGGUAGACUGUCAGCAGAAAAUAAGAUUGGAGGGCUGGAGCUAGUGGUUUUUGCAGUAUUACAAAUAUUCACGUCCAGAUCUUCUGGAACACAAUCACCUUUGAUAUGCUCGGACUGGCAGGCACAAAAGGAACUCUCUUGUUUCAUUUUAAUUGUACUCCUUGGAAGACAUAAAUCUGUUUAAUUUUUUUUUCACCAGAGAAAGAUGUGAUUUUUGUGCAUAUGCUAAUCCUUCAAAGAUUUUUCUUCCCUUAAAGAAAACACCUCUCUGUAAACGUUAAUAAUAAUAAUAAUUUUUUUAUUUAUACCCCGCCCUCCCCGCCGAAGCAGGCUCAGUUUUAGUGCUAGCUGCUAAAAUCCUGUGGGGACAGAGGAAUAUUUACAAGUACAACAUUGCUGAUCUCUAAACCAUGGCCAAAAGAAUGUUCCGCAGCAUCACACAGACUGUGGCCCGAGAGGUAAUGCAAGCCAGGGUCUCCCAACUAAGACUUGAGAUCAGAAUUUGAAGCUGGUUAAGUGACCCUGUGUUAAAAGCAAACUUGUUAAGCAGUAGUCAUGGUUAGCACGGGUACUGAUGUAAAUCCCCAAAAGGAGAGGAGAAUUUAGUGCUAUAGGAGGGAACAUACUUAAAGGACUAGAAGCAUUACUUAUCCCAGUCCUAAACUGGGCUGGUAUAUAAAAUUGCUCUCUUACAUAGAAGAUCUAAAGCAAGAGUGCUUGUAGCAAUUUUUAGUAAUCUUGAGAAGGUUUAAGAAAACUGCUAUCCUAAUCCAGAGCCCUAAAGCAGUUUGGAGUGCACAAAACAUCUGUGUGUACACAGGUCUCCAGAUCUCUUCCCUCCAUUAACAUGGGUCAUCUUUGAAAGGGAGCACAGCCAUUAGAGGGAGGAUUAGAGCGUCUGUGCCUGACAGCUAGAUACAUAUUUCCAAUUAAAUCACCUUUUAAAAAGUGAAGAAACACAAAGAAUUACCAACCUAAGAGAUAACAGCCUUGCAUGAAUUAAGAAUUCUUUCCUAAAUCUUCAUUAACCAUCAAUGAAAGGGUUUUUUUAAAAAAACACCUUUGAAUGACAGAAAUUACAAAUAAUUUAGUAUACUGUGUAUUGUAGAGAAAGUUGAUACAUAUGUAAAUUGUACCACUUCUUUAAAUACCUUUUUUUUAAAAAAAAAAUCACUGGAAUGUUAUAGAUAAGAAUAUAUCUGCCUUGUAAAUAAUCAGAAUUUAUCUGUUAAUUACCAACAGUUAAAUUACACAGUAUGUCAUGUAAUUUACGGUGCUCAGAUUAUAAUAUGAAGAAUAAGUGAAUAACUAGUUUGUAAAGAGGAAUUAUUAUAUAUUUAUAGACAAAUUAAAUGCAGAUUUUGGACCGACUCUUAUUUGGUUGGGUAUGAUAGAAUGGAAAAAUAUGGAGCUACUCCAGAUUUAUAAGAGUUUAGUUUAAAAAUAUUUAUAUUUUAGAGGGAAAUACUAUAUUUAAUAAAAUAUCAUUUAUUGGAA